Molecule: messenger RNA, 9201 nt
Organism: Psilocybe cubensis
Lineage: Eukaryota; Fungi; Basidiomycota; Agaricomycetes; Agaricales; Agrocybaceae
Exons: 11
Coding region: 1-9201 (3066 amino acids)
Biological process (GO): DNA repair
Molecular function (GO): protein binding; protein serine/threonine kinase activity
Source: RefSeq, a predicted model, not a curated record
AUGAGCAACCUCACCGCACUAAAGUCUAUUAUCGAAAAUCUGAAGAGCGACAAAGUUAAGCAGCGUCAAGAUGCAUUAGUUGCUCUGCGAGAGGCUUUCUCCCAGGACAGAGUGUUAGCAAGCCUCCAGUAUAAUGAAGAAGGGAAUCGUCUACCUAAGCAUUGGCUUGCCAUCUUUCAGGCCUUGUUCAGCACCGUUCAGAUAGAGAAGAAAGCCUCCACACAAAGGACAAAAUCCGGACCCUCGACUGCUGCCUCUCUUCGAAGGCUCUCUGAAGCAGCCAGUACAGUUCGAUGGCUGAUCGAACGUACUGUGCAAUUCAUGACCAAAACAAUUGCCAGGGUCGUGUUUAGCCAUCUUAUAUCGAUGCUGCCUUCUAGGCCGACAGCCGACGCCGAAUUGUUUACACCAGUAGCCUUGGAUUAUGCUAAGGCUUUGAAAUGUCUUGUCUCGUAUACACCGCACCUUGAACACCUGGACGACGAUAUGUGGAUUAGUAUUGUGCAAAUGAGCUUCAAUGUCAUUUUGGAUGAACCCAUACAAUCGCGAUUUGCUGGAAAAUAUGUGGGAGCGGAGGACGAGGACGAGGCGCGCCAGGUCGAUUCAGACAUGUACGAGGAUGACAGCGAAGAAAUGGAUGAGGACAUGGAUGGUACUGACUCCGACAAUCUUUCAUCUUUGGCGACCGCCAAUGAUAAGAAACGUCGCCGAACCCCUGCUGCUACUCCUUCGACCAGUAAAAAGCGUCCUCGAACACAUAGCCCCCCAACACCCAUCCAGUCCCCCCGAAAUGCACCUGGCAUUUAUAGGACACCUGUAUCUCUUGAACAAGUGGAGUUCGCGUCUCUCCUAUCUAUCAUGAUUGGAUCGCCCAUUGCGCCUAUUCUGAGGUUUUCAAAUCUUCCAUCGGCAAUCCUUCAGCGGCUCGAACAGUUCUUGCAACGUUAUCCAUCAGACUCAUCCCUUCUUCAUGAUUUCCUCUCGAUAUUAUCCUCCACGCUUUCUCAUAUUUCUCUUAACAAGAAAUUCGAAGUGGCUAAAUUCUCUCGGUCUGCUUGGAGUGCCCUAGUAGGGUUAUGGGGAACCAAAGACAAAAGCAUAAAAGCUGGGAUCAUAGAUAUUCUCCGGCAACUUUUGCCAUUUACGAUGUGUCCUGUUGAAAUUAAACGGUCAAAACUCCCUCAAUUUGAUUGUGCAAAAGAAUUUGGGAGGUUGAAGGACCUACUAGCUGGCGAAACUGAAAACCGGUGGGGGAUUGCUGGUCUCUCACUUGACGCUCUAAGGCUACAGAACAUUGGUUUUGAUGAGGAAGAUAAACAAUCCAACGAAAUAUUCGUGGCGAAAACCUUUCGAGCGGGUUGGAACUUCGACGCUGAUCAAGCUUUAUCGUGGGCCGUACUUGAAUUAUAUGCCAAUUGUGUGGGACAGUUAUACCAAUUUUCAGAAUCAAUGGACUCUACCUACGGUACCGGCCUUUCACGUACAGGAAUUAAACGCAAGCCGGUUGACCCCGUUCUCUCGAUAUUGAAUUUAAUUCACUCAGUAACAUUGCCAACCACGCGUUGUUACCACCUACAAACGUUGCUCUUCGUUAUAGACCAUUAUUGGUCUACUCUUCAUAGCAAACUGAAGGAACAGAUUGUCGACACUCUUUUACAGAAUGUUGUCGCUGAGCAUGCUGUAGUUCAAUCAUGGGUGUUUUUAAACUUCACCGCGGUCAUUCAAGCGGAGGGUUCGUUGGCACGUCGUCUGAUGCCUACGACAAUAGACAUUAUGAAAUGGGACUCGAUUUGGACCCAUGCAGUCCGCAGAGUCAAUGUUCCUGCUAUAUGUCGUGCAGCUUGUCACGCUGGAUACACCAUUUUGUUUUCACAUCCCUACAUCUCCAAAUCUUCGACUGCCUCCCUUUCUUCUCAUCGUAUCUUGUCCGAGAUCGAAACGUUGACUAAGGAUAUGGACAUUCAAGGUCCUCCUUAUCCAUUUGACUCGGUAUGCAGGUUUUUGUCACAGUGCUUGUUAAUUGCAAGCCAGGACUCUCGGCUUUACCGCAUGCAUCUUGAGGAUAAAAUUGCAAGUUGGCUUGUCGAUGCCUGGGAAAUCACGGGAAACAAAAUGAAGAUGCCUACAAAUACAGUUGCAGAUAUCUUGUUUCUACUUGAAACCAUAUGUGGCCUCUCAAAACGGAGCGGGUUGGUUGUCCAGCCCUUGAUACCUCAGUCUCAAAUUACCGACACCAUCUUGAAGGAAAAUAAGGUCCGAGUCGUUCAAGAUUACGUUCUGCAUGCCAAACUGCCUCCUUUCGUUCUCAACAACGAUCCAGUGCCCAAUCUCCUAUCUGCAAAAUCUUUUAGCACUCACAACAACCAUCCUUCUGAUAGCUCGCAACUCGCUGUAUCUAAUGUCAGGGCGCGCAAGAUGUCGUCGUUUUUGCUGCACUCUUUGGAAGCCCUGAUUGAGAGAUGGAAUGCCACUAAGGACAGUGGCAUUCAUCCGACAAUCGAAACAACGCGUCAGUCGAUAGACAUUGCCAUCAUUGGCAUCAUUUUUGAAACUCUUCUAUCACUAAACGGUACACCAUCCAACAGACAAGUUGUUCAGAGUUCAGCCAAACUUUUAUCCGCUCUUGUUGUCCUUAUAAAUGAUACACGGUGGUCCAUAACAGAAAGGCUCCUAUUAGCUCAUUCUCUGGAAAUUUUAACUGGCAAUGAUCAUACAAUUCAGGUGGAUGACUUCCAUGGUCCUCUUGGUGUACCUGGCGGUCAUUCAGGGAUCAAGGCGCAGGUGCUAUUAAAACUACUUCACAGUCAUCAUAGUGGCCCAGCGGAAGAUACGAGAGAAUCUCAUCACGUUCUCCGUAUGAUUUGGCAAAACGUCGAUCUACAGGAUGCACUUGACUUGGCAACUUCAACUCUCCGAGCAACAAUGUCAGAGCUCCUGUUAGGAAAAUCUGUUAGUUCAAAUGGUUUUGGUAAAGAUCAAGAGGACCAUGACGGAUUUGGGUCAAUCCGAACCGCUCAUCAAAGCUCAACACUCGACGGUGGAGAAAGUAGUGAUAGGCCCAUUGAACAUAUUUUCCGAAUAUGUAUUGGUGUUCUUUCUUACGGCCCCUUUCUCCAGUCACUAUCUGCGGAGGCAAACCAAGACAAAGACUUGGCUCGUAGUAUCCUUGAAGGUGCAAACACCCGCCCAGAAAGAUUUGUUGUUAUUUGUCCUAUCUACCUCAACGCACUUCGACAGGGCAUAUUGCAUCUAUCUACCAAACAGCUCUCUGACUUUUUUGACGUCUUUGGAAAUUUGCUUCGACGAUACCCCUUUUCCCGGAAUGAACGCUUUCAUCGAUUGGUAAUAUACCUCCUAAUGUCGAGUAUUGGGAAGUGGGAAGGUAAGGACCCAAUGAAUCAAAAAGUUCGAAGUCAAUUUCGCGAUCUAAGCUCUUGGCUUUGUCGAACAUUCGUCGUGGACGAGAAUAAGAAGGUCCCUCUUGGAUUCCGAUCAUGGAUAUUACGAGAUGCAUUUGCACAAUUUCUAGAUGAAUAUUUGUUGGUAGACUCGGAUGAGAAAUUUUGGCCGGGGCAAAAUGCUCAGGAAUUUCCGACCUCCAUGUUGCUUGCCAUGAACACCGACCAUGACACGAGAGUUCGUUUUCGCGUGGCUACAAUUAUGUCUAACCUUUCUUCAGAAAGAGGUACAGACACAUAUGGCCGUAUUGCCGAUUCUCUUCCCAUAGACCUUGAUGCGUUUGAACACAUUUUGACGAGGUUGUUGGCUCUAGGAAAUAUCAUGAUCGUUAAUUCGGCACUUCGUGGGGGAUCCUAUUGGCACUUACUAGAAGCCUCUCUUUAUCACGAGGCUUACUCCACACAUAUAGAAUCCAUCCUCAUGGGUGUUUCUACCAGACUAGGCAUUUCCCCAUUUUCAGCGCUUUUUGAAGCAUAUAUGACACAAAUCGUACAUUGUGUCAACGCCACUGAUAAAGAUUUUAUGCAUUUUCCGCCCCAGAUAUUGGGUUAUCACGACAGAAAGCAGUUUUCGGAAGCUACAUUUCGGGUCUUGGCGCCAACCCAUAUUUUACACGAUAGGAUCGAAGAAUUUGGAAGGCAUUGCAAAAUGGUCCAGAAACCAUUGUCUAAAGGCGUAGAAGAUUGCUUUGGAGAAAUCGUAGGCUUUUGGAUAUUAGAAUCCCUCGGCAACAUUCCACAACAUCUGGACCCAUUGGCAGAGCUGGAUGCUUUCAUUCAAGGAAAGCUUUCUGAUACUUCUAAUUUCAAGUCUUUAUGUGAAGAGAACAUGGAUGGUAUCGUGAUUCAACUAUUUCGGUCUUUGGGUGAUCAAGAUUGUUCAGACAACGGUCCAAUGGCCUCGGCGUUGCAACAACAUGACGAUGGCAAUCGAUCCAUGCGCACUUUUGUACGUGCCAAUAUCUUCCGCCGAUUUGAUACCUUUUCGACGCAUCCACCGAAUCGCCCAAUGUAUCAUACACAAACUGUGCUCGAUGGAUUGGCGUUGUUGAAGAAAACCUAUCCCAGUGCCUUCAGUGUAGCGACUACGUAUCACGUUAUCCAAGGCUUAAUGAACGAAAUUCAUCGGACUCCUCUAGUCAACGAACAACUUCGUCUAGUCAAUGCACUGACUCUGUGGUUGGCCAUCCAGCACCAGGAUAUGCAAGACGUAAUCAUUCACCAGGUCAUACUUCAAGGAGCAACACUCCUUAUAUCUCAAUGGGAUUUGGCACGAUCCGCUCAGUCUCUUCUUGAUUUAGUAUUCCGACAUUACAAAAAUGUAAAUGUUAAAGAUGCCCGCUUUUCAAACGCUUUCAUACGCAUAUGCUCCAUUGCCCAUGAUUAUGUUACAAACGCCCACGACACUGCUAUCUCGAAGCUAGGGCAAGAUCUACAGUCAUGGGUUGACGAACAAGCACUUGAAAUGAGUAAGGCAUCCACUACAGAUAACGCUAUCAUGCGAGCCCUACCUGCUUGGCCCAGACUGCCCUCAUCGGAGCUUCUUCCACUCUUCGAUCAAACAUCACUUCAGAGCUUAAUAUCCGUUCUCGAAGAUCACCAAAUUACUUCAAACAAAUUUCGCAUAGUGCGGCGUUUCAAAGAACAAACAGAACGAUAUGGUUACGAUAAUGACGACGAGUUUGCCAAUACUUACUUUUGGCGUUUCAAAGAUUGUAUGCCUCUCCCUGAAAUGCUGCAAGAGCAAGACCUUGAGUCCUUCGCGGAUCUUAUUUUUUUACAUCAUGGACACAUUCAAAGCUUUGACGUUGAAUUACAUAACCUGAACAAAGCUCGCACCCGUCAUGUCCGCAAUUUGAAGUCAAAACCGACUCCUAACGAAAGCAAAAUCGACCCGGCCCGCGAUGCUAUAACACUGGCGCUUCUCAUAAUGCUGGAAGACGAGAAACCAGUGAAUGUGUAUAAUGCAUAUAGCACUUUACGGUUCAUUGCAGCUGUCUCUUCGACCCCAAGCCAGGAGCUAGGUCUCUCUCAUGAAAAUAGAACAGCAUUGAAAUUAUUCAAGGUUCAUCGGCGGUCACCCUUGACUCUUCAAGUUGUCCCUAUGGCUGAUCUCUUGAAGUCUGAUGCAUAUAUUGAGGCCGCCACCAACUUUCCUCGAUGGAUUUCACUGAUGACGAUAUUGUUAAGCAACAACCUGUCCAAGAUCAAUCUAUUCUAUGGUCAGCUGUCAUCCAUUCUUACAUCAGACACCAACUUCGCCGAAGAAGUGUUUCCCAUUCUUGUAUUUACACUACUUCACAGCGAUAGAGACGGGGUCCAAUCUUUCAAGAAAAUUUUAUCUGAAUAUUUUUCGCUAAUUCUCCUAUCCGGAUCCACAGAUAAUGCUUGCCUGCGAGCAAUUGUUGACGUUGUUUUGCACUUGCGCUAUUUUCUACCAUACCCAACAGAUCGUCUGUCAUAUAAUCAUUGGUUGGAGAUCGAUUUUACUCUUCUCGCCAAAAGCGCUAUCUCGUGUGGUGCAUAUACCACUGCUCUUUUGUUCGUGGAACUUGCGGCAGAGGAAGGCGCCAAAACUUUGCAAGAAAACAACAUUGUCGAGAAUGUGUUGUACGACAUUUAUGCACAUAUUGAUGAACCGGAUGGAUUUUACGGGAUCAAAACUCAAGAUCUGCACCAGUUUUUAAUCAGGCGAUUCCAUCAUGAACAUCAAUGGGAUAAAGCAUUUCGAUUUCAUGGAGCAACUCUGGAAGCGGGCAUUAAUGCAAAUCUUGGACAACAAGGGCUCAUCGACUCCUUCCAUUCCUUCGGCUUUGAUCAUCUCGCUGUUGAUACUCUGCAAAAAAUUACGGACGACUUCUCAUCUGAUAGCAAGCUUUCAGCAAUCAAUUUCGAGCUUGGGUGGAGAACCGAGAAUUGGGAUCUACCAGAUCAAUCCCAUGCUCCGCGGUCGCCCCUUUACCGUGCCUUGAGGGCUAUUCACAGGGAACGCGAUCCAAUUGCAGUGGAGGACAUAAUUAAAGCUUCUUUGCGUCAAGAAGUUGGACGAUUACGUUCUUUAGGUUCAGAAAAUUUAACCGAAAUCCGCGCUGUCUCUAGGGAUCUCAUGUCUUUAAGUCAAAUCAAGGAAUGGUGGAAGACAAUCGGACAAGAAUUGAGGCCCGAUGAUGUUCCUAAAGAAUGGCACAAUUUAGCUGAUAUGGAUACACGAUUUGAAUUCGCUGAUUUGGAACAGAUCAUGGCAACGCGCAUCUCACUGGUACGCUCAGUGCGAAAGAAAGAGGAACGACGGCAAAUAGGAACUCUGAUAUCACCAUCUGUGCGCAGUCUAAGGGAUGUCGAGAAGCGUUGCCUCAUUCGCCUAUCCGAAGCUGCCAGAUCCUCCGGAAAAAUUCAAAUCGCUCUCAAUUCCAUUGUUAAAGCUCAAAAACUUGAUUCAAUGCCUACUUCCAACGUUUCUGCGGAGUUUGCUCAUGUGUUGUGGGUUCACAAAGAAGAGAAGAUGGCUGUCCAAUAUCUGAAAAAUGUAGUAGAAGUCACGACCGCUGGGGACACGUCCUGGGAUCUUGAGCAAAAGGCGCUCUGGCUCUCCAGUCUGGGCACCUGGACCUCAGAAGCUUAUUUGGCAAAGCCAACUGAAAUCUGGGAUCAGUAUUUUUUCCCCGCAGUCGACUUACUGGAACAACUUAGGGAACUUCAACAGCCAAUAACUGAAGCUUCUCAGGCCACAGUUUAUCGUGAAUGUGCCAUGUUUGCAGAACGUCAAUAUCAUACAACCUUAAAAUCACCAGAUGCUUUACGAUGGAAGGUGUACGUUGAUCGUAAAAAGAGGGAGAUUGAAGAUCGCAGCCAGGAAAUGGCAACAAUACCCGAGGGCACAGUUCGAUACAAAGAGCUGACGAGAGAACAAGCGAAUGCGAACAAAAUUCUUUCAGAAGAUAGUGAGCUUUUCAACAGACACAACACUUUGCGGGAAUCGUUCUUGAAGCAAGCGAUAGAGAUGCACUCACGUUGCCUUGGAGUUUCAAGUGGGUAUGACAACGACUCAGCUGUCCGGUUCUGUUCAUUAUGGUUUGCCAAUUUUGAUGAUUUAUCUAUUCUGGAGGCAGUUAGGCAAGGCAUAGAAAGAAUUCCUUCGCACAAGCUUGUUUUCCUAGCUCACCAACUCACGGCUCGAGUAGCCCAUUCCUCAGUGACAACCCUACCGCCAGCUCAACAGAACCUCCAAGAUUUGGUUUUAAGGAUGUGUCGAGAACACCCAUUCCAUAGCCUUUACCAAGUAUAUUGCUCGGCUGACCAUAUCCCCCCGGACUUCAAUCGUCGCCAAUCCGGACGUGGAUCGUCUCAGACUACGCAGAGCACUCAAACUGAACGUGGGGCGGCUGCAUCAAACAUUCUCAACCGUCUAAGAGACGAUCCAAUUACUGGACAGCGCGUACGUGACGUUGAGCAAAUAUGCGACGCAAUUGUAGAGUGGGCGGUAUUUCCAAUUUCUAAGAAGGACGCAUACAAGAACAAGGCGUCCUACGAUGUCCCCUCUGCAAUGAAAAUUCUGAGAAUUCAGAAUAUGAAGGUCCCCGUAUCAACCGCGCGUAUUCCCGUGGACCCUUCAAUGAAGUACGACAACUGUGCUUGGCUGAAGUGUUAUUCCCGGACCUUUUCGACAGCUGGUGGCGUCAACUUGCCUAAAAUCUGCAAGUGCCAAGAUAUGGAAGGGCGGGCAUAUAAACAACUGUUUAAAGGAGAAGGGAAGGAUGACUUGCGGCAGGAUGCUGUUAUGGAACAAGUCUUUGACCUGGUCAAUAGUCUUUUGAAACAGGACCGAGAGACUCGGCGACGACAUUUACAAGUUCGUGACUAUAAGGUUAUUCCUCUAAAUUCCACAGCGGGCCUGCUGGAGUUUGUCGGUAAUACUACUACUCUCAGGGAUUGGCUGGGGGCAGCACACAUCAAAUAUCGACCUCAAGACGAGAAACCACAAAUCGUUGCCGAUAAAAUAAGGAAGUAUCAGGCCCUUUAUGCACACCGACCCGACAAACAAAGAGAUGCCUAUGAACACGUCAAGAAGAACUUCAAACCUGUCUUCAGGCAUUAUUUUACGGAAAAUCAUAAAAAUCCUAUUUCAUGGUUCAAAAUGCGUCUAAGAUAUACACGGAGUGUUGCUACGACAUCCAUCGUUGGCCAUGUACUUGGUCUUGGUGAUCGACACGUCUCUAACAUACUCAUUGACAAUGGUACCGGAGAUGUUGUCCAUAUCGAUCUUGGAAUCGCUUUCGACCAGGGAAGGCGUCUACCGAUCCCAGAACGAGUACCCUUCCGAAUGACUGCAGACAUCAUUGAUGGAAUGGGUAUCUCAGGCACAUCGGGUGUUUUUCAGAGAUGUGCUGAAGAGACUUUGAGAGUUUUGCGAGACGAAUCUGGAGUCAUCAUGACGGUUCUCGAAGUCUUCAAGCAUGAUCCUCUCCACACUUGGACUGCGAGCGAGACAAAAGUCAUGCAAGCACAAUCAGAGGCACCAAUUGCUGCGCCAAUUGUUCAGGAUGCCGCUCGUUUCAACAUGGGGAUUGGAAUUGACAUCAACAGUGGCUCUGCUGAGGAGGCUGCUGAUCGCGCUUUGAGCUCUGUUGCUCGCAAACUUGACAAAUCUUUAAGCGUGGAAAGUACGGUCAACGAACUAGUGGCGGAGGCGACUGACCUUCAGAACUUGGCAACCAUUUACCAUGGUUGGUCACCACAUUUGUAA